UAAGCAUUACAAGCUACACUGGGACAAACUCAAUACUCGGCGAGCAUCCUUACGCUGAAGGCAGCAUACCAGCGAAUAUGUUGCGACGAAUUAUUAAGAACACUCUAUGUGUUCUCUUCAUUACACAUCUAGCAAUGACCGCAUGUCCUGAGAUCGUGCCACGUGCAGACUGGGGCGCAGUGGCCGCAGUUAGCAUCGUGGUCCUGACUUCCCUCCCGGUGCCAUACGUCGUGAUCCACCACACGUUUCUGCCCGGGUUCUGUAACACCAGUCAGACCUGUGAGGCCGCAAUGAGAAGCAUGCAGAACUACCACCAGAACACCAACCAAUGGCACGACAUCGGCUAUCAUUUCUGCAUUGGUGGUACAGGUAAGGUGUACGAGGGAAGAGGAUGGGACGUGGUAGGGACCCACACACCCAAGUACAACAGUAACAGUACUGGCAUCUGCUUCAUAGGCGAUUUUCGCACUGAGCUGCCGACACCGGAGAUGCUAUCCGCAGCCAAGUCUUUGAUAGAAUGUGGGGUGGAGCGCGGUUCCAUAUCACCAGAGUACAAACUUUUGGGACACAGCCAGACCCGAAACACUGAAUGUCCAGGCGCAGCACUUUUCAAUGAGAUCAAAACUUGGCCCCACUGGGACCCACUCAAUAACACCAGCAGCACUUAGCUCAAUCACAUAUCCGCCUCAAUCAACGCUCCUGCAGGGCCAAAUACAAAAAGUGAGGACACGACAUUGUAAGAAACAGAGACAUGAAAAUUAAACGACAAGAUUCGACAAUCUCAAAUAGGCCCACAGACGGAAUGGACAAAUGCCGUUCACCAAGACAUGACAACUAUUCCAGAGGAAGAUCAACUGGUAGGCCACGGAAGAGACAAUUCGAUCGGUGGCUUCUGCUUCUGAAGACUUCGCGCUGACCCUGACUCCUGUUAACUUUAAGUAAUAAUUUUAAAUAACUUAAAACGUAAUUAUAACACAUAUAGUAAUUGCAUCACUUAUAAAUCUAUAGCACGAUUAACUGAUAUGCAAAUGCUUGUAAGGAAUAACAAUCAAAACACUGGAUUAUUAAAGAGAUUACUAACUUCAUCCUCACUGAGAA
This is a messenger RNA of Zootermopsis nevadensis, 1098 nucleotides long. RefSeq names its product peptidoglycan recognition protein 3. Gene Ontology annotation, molecular function: zinc ion binding; N-acetylmuramoyl-L-alanine amidase activity. Gene Ontology annotation, biological process: peptidoglycan catabolic process. NCBI's taxonomy places the organism in Eukaryota, Metazoa, Arthropoda, Insecta, Blattodea, Termopsidae. The record is from RefSeq and is a predicted model, not a curated record.